AUGACUGCUUCUUCUAAUAUUCCAACAACAUUCGAGGGUACUGUGGAUCUAGGUAUCAUUGGGGGCACAGGUCUUUACCAAUUAGAAUGUCUCGAGGCGAUUGCCGUUCUUCCAGCGAUGGUUACUCCGUGGGGCACCACAUCGUCGCCAAUCACUAUAUCGAAAGUGGUCGGGGACUCUCAAGAGCACUUCCACGUUGCUUUCGUCUCAAGACACGGUUUGCACCACCAAUACUCGCCUUCCACUGUUCCCUUUAGGGCCAACAUGGCUGCGUUGAAGCACUUGAAAUGUAAGGCAGUUUUAUCUUUCAGCGCAGUGGGCUCGCUGCAGCAGCACAUCAAACCCCGCGAUUUCGUACUGCCCCAGCAAAUCAUUGAUAGGACCAAGGGUAUUCGUGAAUCUUCGUACUUCAACGACAUUGGUCUCGUUGGCCAUGUGGGAUUUGGCGAACCAUUUUCUAAAUCGUUUGCAGAGUACAUCAAUCAGUUUGGUAGCGUUCUGAAGCACUCUGACCCCGAGGAAUCUUGCUCUCUACAUCUAGGAGAAGACGUUACAGUUGUGUGUAUGGAAGGACCACAGUUCUCUACUAGAGCUGAGUCUAAGAUGUACCGUAUGUUAGGCGGUGACGUUAUCAACAUGAGCGUUCUUCCUGAAGCUAAGCUAGCUCGCGAAUGUGAACUUCCAUACCAAAUCGUUUGCAUGUCCACUGACUACGAUGCCUGGAGAGACGAAGCUGAGCCUGUCACCGUGGAGACGGUUCUUGCGAACUUGCACAACAACGGAUCCAACGCUAACGCAUUGGCGUCUACUAUUAUCACUAACAUGGCCAACAAACUGCCUGAGUUCAUGGUCACCGGUGAUAACCUCAGGGGCUCGAUCAAGAUGAGUGUUGCAACGAAACCUCACGCGAUGUCGAAAGAGACGUUGGCCAAACUCGAAUAUUUGUUUCCUGGCUACUGGUAG
Molecule: messenger RNA, 963 nt
Organism: Lachancea lanzarotensis
Lineage: Eukaryota; Fungi; Ascomycota; Saccharomycetes; Saccharomycetales; Saccharomycetaceae
Gene: MEU1
Product: LALA0S06e02828g1_1
Exons: 1
Coding region: 1-963 (320 amino acids)
Biological process (GO): nucleoside metabolic process
Cellular component (GO): cytosol
Molecular function (GO): S-methyl-5-thioadenosine phosphorylase activity
Source: RefSeq, a predicted model, not a curated record